Messenger RNA from Auxenochlorella protothecoides, 285 nucleotides. RefSeq lists its product as hypothetical. The coding region runs from base 1 to 285 and encodes 94 amino acids. The record is from RefSeq and is a predicted model, not a curated record. The transcript has a single exon. NCBI's taxonomy places the organism in Eukaryota, Viridiplantae, Chlorophyta, Trebouxiophyceae, Chlorellales, Chlorellaceae.
AUGCGCAGGUCGGCCGCCGCGCCAAAGUCGAUGAGCUUGAUGCGGCGGUCCACGGUGGAGACGAUGCAAUUGUGCGGCUUCACGUCGCGGUGCACGAUCCCUGCGGCCGCAGGGGAAGGCGACAGCAGAGAGGUGUUGAGUGGAGGAGGGCAUCCCCAGGACAUGACACUUCUCACAGGACUCCCCACCCCUUUUUUUGUGCCUCCAGUCUCAGGCAGGCCAGCCGGGCACCUGUGGAGUGGCAGGCCGCCAGGCCCUCCAGUAACUGCUGCAUCACGGUCUUGA